Molecule: messenger RNA, 300 nt
Organism: Cordyceps militaris CM01
Lineage: Eukaryota; Fungi; Ascomycota; Sordariomycetes; Hypocreales; Cordycipitaceae
Exons: 4
Coding region: 1-300 (99 amino acids)
Cellular component (GO): mitochondrial inner membrane
Source: RefSeq, a predicted model, not a curated record
AUGGACCCCAACUGUCAUGACAGCUUCAGCUUCUACGACGACAGAGAUUCGAGGCUCAGUCUCCCAGUAUCGCACUCAAUCGGUAUACAAAGGCGCCAACGUGACGCAUCGCGCGAAAUCCCACGUUCAGACGCUUUAAUCUUCGUCAUGGGCCCUCCUAAGCCUCCCGUGCCCCAUGGGGCCCCGAUAUACCGCUUGACAGCCACCGCUCUUGGAGCUGGAAUGUGGUUUUGGUUGAUGUACAGAGCGAAGAAAGACGGAGCGGUUUUGAUGGGCUGGAAGCACCCCUGGGAUCAUUGA